GCGACAACGACAACGACAGCGACGACGACAGGGGGUGUCGCUGCCGGGGGCGCGCAGGAGAAGGAAGAGGAGGAGGAGGCGGGAGGAGGAAGGCGGCAGCGCUCGGGAGGAGCCUGUCCAGCGUGAGACAGCACAUUCGGCCGGCGGUCCUGCUGCGGGAGCGGGCGGCACCGCGCUCCGCGGAGGAGGAGGAGGAGGAGGCAGCGGCCAUUUGGGCGGCCGGCGGAGCGUGAGCAACAGAGGGUUUGCCGAAGUCCGCAACGACAGCAGAUGGAGAAUUAGAUCGUUUCCAGCUCCAAAGCAGAAUCAAAAUGUCAGACAAAAGCGAUUUAAAAGCAGAACUUGAGCGCAAAAAGCAGCGUUUGGCUCAGAUAAGAGAAGAAAAGAAACGGAAGGAGGAAGAAAGGAAAAAGAAAGAGGCUGAUCUACAGCAAAAGAAGGAACCAGCCCAAGAAGAUUCUGACCUAGACCGCAAAAGAAGAGAGACAGAAGCUUUGUUACAGAGCAUUGGUAUAUCUCCAGAACCACCUCUAGUGCAGUCGCUGCAUGUGUUAACAUGGGAUACCUGUUAUUUUCAUUAUUUAGUCCCAACCCCUAUGUCUCCCUCUUCGAAAUCAGUGAGCACACCCAGUGACGCAGGCAGCCAGGACUCUGGAGAUCUGGGACCCAUAGGAAGGACCUUGCAAUGGGACACAGACCCCUCAGUGCUGCAACUCCAGUCUGACUCUGAACUUGGACGCAGACUGCACAAACUAGGGGUGUCAAAGAUUACCCAGGUUGAUUUCUUACCUCGGGAGGUGGUAUCCUACUCCAAGGAGACCCAAACACCUCUUGCCACACAUCAAUCUGAAGAGGAUGAAGAUGAUGAAGAGAUGGUGGAGCCAAAAGCACAAGAUGACUUGGAGACAGAAAAUCAAGAUCAGAAGCAGGAAGUGAAAGAAGCUCCUCCCAGAGAACUGACAGAAGAAGAAAAACAGCAAGUUCUCCAUUCAGAAGAAUUCCUGAUAUUUUUUGACCGGACAAUACGUGUAAUUGAGCGAGCUUUGGCUGAAGAUUCAGACAUAUUCUUUGACUACAGUGGCAGAGAUGUAGAAGAGAAAGAUGGAGAUGUUCAAGCAGGAGCCAACCUUUCCUUUAAUCGUCAGUUCUAUGAUGAGCAUUGGUCAAAGCAUCGUGUCGUCACCUGUAUGGAUUGGUCUCUUCAGUACCCUGAGUUGAUGGUUGCAUCUUAUAACAAUAAUGAAGAUGCUCCGCAUGAGCCUGAUGGGGUAGCCUUGGUAUGGAACAUGAAGUUCAAGAAAACCACACCAGAAUAUGUUUUCCAUUGUCAGUCAUCUGUGAUGUCUGUCUGUUUUGCCCGCUUUCACCCAAACCUGGUUGUUGGUGGAACAUACUCUGGCCAAAUUGUGUUGUGGGAUAAUCGCAGUCACAGGAGGACUCCAGUUCAGAGAACUCCUUUAUCUGCUGCUGCUCACACGCACCCUGUGUAUUGUGUCAAUGUGGUUGGAACACAGAAUGCACACAAUCUCAUUACCGUCUCCACAGAUGGCAAAAUGUGCUCCUGGAGCCUGGACAUGCUCUCAACUCCACAGGAGAGCAUGGAGCUGGUGUACAACAAGUCCAAACCGGUGGCGGUUACAGGAAUGGCCUUCCCAACCGGAGAUGUCAAUAACUUCGUUGUUGGCAGUGAAGAGGGAACAGUCUACACAGCCUGCAGGCAUGGAAGCAAAGCUGGCAUUGGUGAAAUUUUUGAAGGCCACCAAGGACCUGUCACGGGAAUCAACUGUCACAUGGCAGUGGGUCCAAUUGACUUUUCCCAUCUCUUUGUCACAUCAUCAUUUGACUGGACGGUGAAGUUGUGGACCACAAAGCACAACAAGCCGCUCUACUCCUUUGAAGACAAUGCCGACUAUGUCUACGAUGUCAUGUGGUCGCCAGUGCAUCCCGCGCUCUUCGCCUGCGUGGACGGGAUGGGGCGCCUGGAUCUCUGGAACCUGAACAACGAUACCGAGGUUCCCACAGCUAGCGUGACAAUAGAAGGAGCUUCUGCCCUCAACCGUGUCCGCUGGGCCCAGGCCGGGAAGGAGGUAGCAGUUGGUGAUUCAGAAGGCCGUAUAUGGAUCUAUGAUGUUGGAGAGCUGGCUGUUCCGCACAACGACGAGUGGACCCGUUUCGCUCGGACCCUGGUGGAGAUCCGCGCCAACCGAGCGGACAGCGAGGAGGAAGGGGCCGUGGAGCUGUCGGCCUAGAGGAAGAGGACGAGCAGCGCCCGCCACCGCCGCCAGAGCAGCCUUCCCCCGCCGAGUGUCUGGUGUUCAGUGUCCGAGUCGGUCUUGCUGUGGCUGUCGAUGCCAGUGUCCAUGCCAGUAUUGCUCAGAGCAUUCCGUAUUAAUCACACGGCUUUGCGCAAGGCUGAAAAUAUCCAGAGCAUUUUCAUACUUUAUAUUUCUGUCUGAAAAGUAAGAAAGAAAAGACAAAUCAACCCUUUAUGGGUUUAGUUGUUGCCUUUUAACUACUUAGUAGCUGUAUUUAAUAGCUAGGAACCCCUGGUUAAACUUGUGCUCACAUUGCCCUUCUGGCAUAGUCCUAUUAAAUCCAUAUGAAGCCAGAUAUGAUUAUGUGCAGAUGUGGUGUGCUUCACUGUAUGGGACUGGGCCAAAGACUUUAGAUGUGGUGUUUCACAUGGUGACUUACAUUAUGAAUGGAUGUACUAUAUGAAAGUUGCUGCUCCUUAUUUAUUGCGGUGUGCUGCAUGGAACAUAUUUAUUUGAAAGCAUUAAAAUAAACGAUCCUAAAGCAUGUGCAUAAUGAGAGAACUGCAUUGUCUGUGUGCUGCUGCAGAGGUUACGUUAACGUCCACAUAACAAUUACGGUACAUCAGUCGUGCUUAAGAUGCAAGAUCUAUAAAGGUUGGCUUGAGUGGAUGCAAUGACUUUCUUUUCCUUUUCUUCUUUUUUUUUUCUUUUUUUUUUUUUUUUAAGAUGCCUAUUAUUUCUAGGCACUUGAACAAUAUUUCAGAUGCAGUCGGUCACUGAUACUUGUCAUGCAAGUUAACACUAACAGUCUGACAAAGGGUUGUGGUUCCCGGGUAUGACACUAGUAUUGCCAAUAAAACGUAUCCAGCCUG
Molecule: messenger RNA, 3127 nt
Organism: Cygnus olor (mute swan)
Lineage: Eukaryota; Metazoa; Chordata; Aves; Anseriformes; Anatidae
Gene: DYNC1I1
Product: dynein cytoplasmic 1 intermediate chain 1
Exons: 18
Coding region: 312-2249 (645 amino acids)
Biological process (GO): transport along microtubule
Cellular component (GO): cytoplasmic dynein complex
Molecular function (GO): dynein heavy chain binding; dynein light chain binding
Source: RefSeq, a predicted model, not a curated record